GUUAUGAAUAUCGGUGAUCAUUAAUGAUACUAUUCAUGACUUAAACCGAAAUAUGGUGACGAACAAGGUGGGCAAGCAAGGGGCCGUGGGACAAGUUCCUAAGCGGCUGUUCCAUUUGAAUGUGCAAUUGUUCACGGGCGAGAAGUUCCGAGUAGAGGGCUGCUAUGGGCGAAUGUUGGUUAGAGAGUUGAAGGAGAAACUAGAAUUAAGCAUGGGAAUUCCAGCACAUAUCAUCAGAUUGUUCUACCUGGACGGAGCUGAUCUGAUUGACGACGAGAUGCUUAAAUACGUGGACAUAAUCCCAGGAGCUCUGUUGAAGGCAACAGUGUGGAACCAGUGGCUUAGUUUAGUAGAGGCUGCAGUAGAAGGGGAUGUGUUCCGCACUCUGCGCCAGGGGGUGACUAAAGACUCCAAGUACAACGAUGCCAACAGUGCAAACAUGUUGUCUAGAGCCAGAUUCAAUUGGCUACAGGAGAGGGCAGGAGUUGCUCUCUUCAUCGCCAGUCAUAGGGGACACGAACAGUUAGUUACGAGGCUUUUGAUGAGUGGCUCCAACGUGUCUGCUCAAACCCCCGGCGGGAGGACUGCACUGCACGCCUGUGGGGCCCAGGGUAAUGUGAAGAGUCUCCUCACUCUGUUGCAGUAUGGGGCAGAUACUUCCGUAAGCGACAACAGCGGCCAGACUGCACUCACUUUAGCUGCCUCUAUGGGACAGAGACAAUGCGAGAGGUAUCUGUUCAUGCAUGAGUGGCAGCAGAGAGCGAAGAAGAGUAGAAGGUGGGUGGACAAGAGACCUCUGAUGGCACACCAGAUGUAUGACAGCCACGUGCAAACAUGGUACACUGGCACUCAGAGUAGACUGUACACUGCAGAAAUACUCCCUCCCGAAGAGUUCUCUGGCACUCGACUCAGUGCACCCAAGAGGACGCCUGUUGCACCUAGAUCUUUCACAGCGCCUGAGAAGGCCAUGAGACACUCGAGAAGCCGCACCAUAUCACAAGAGGGAGAGAGACGCAACCUAUCCCGCGGAGGCGCCAUGCAGAGUAGCAACCACCAGCUGAACCAAAAUGAUGCCAAUGCUGUACAAACACAAAACGGGAGACCAUCGGAACCUUACCUGCCUAGGAGCUGCAAUAGAGCCUUUUCAAGACAAAUGUCAGCCGCAGCUAAGAUACGCACAAAUCCGAGCUGGGUAUCACAUAAAUCAGGAGACAACUGGAUUUCGAGAAGACCCGAGAGCAUUUUGCAGCAAUUAGGAGUCGGCAUGCAGUGACUCUCAGAAAUCUUUCCUGUCUGAAAAAUUUUCAGGAAGCGCCAACAGAGUUCAAUCAUAAGUCUGUAAAUAAAAAUCAUGCUUUUAAAAUCUGUAAAUUGUAAAUAACUGAAUAUUCUGUUAAUGAAAUUUGUGUAUAGAUUAGAACCAAGUGUGCCUUCUGUUCAGUUGUUGAUCCAUCUUUUGUCGUCAUUGAAAUUAUU
Symsagittifera roscoffensis is the source of this 1476-nucleotide messenger RNA. RefSeq names its product ankyrin repeat domain-containing protein 60-like. The record is from RefSeq and is a predicted model, not a curated record. Gene Ontology annotation, molecular function: protein binding. The coding region runs from base 53 to 1273 and encodes 406 amino acids. Lineage: Eukaryota; Metazoa; Xenacoelomorpha; Acoela; Convolutidae. The transcript is spliced from 5 exons.